Molecule: messenger RNA, 588 nt
Organism: Ostertagia ostertagi
Lineage: Eukaryota; Metazoa; Nematoda; Chromadorea; Rhabditida; Trichostrongylidae
Source: the annotation of a GenBank genome assembly
AGUGCUCCCUAUCUGGCAGUCCACAACCGGAACCGUGGCUGGAAGCAGUCCGAUCACAAGUGGGCGGAUUUCCAGUUGUGGUACGAUGUGCACGAGAAAAACCGCAAGGUAUACUACGCACUGAACGAGAAUUCCGGCAGUGGUUCAGGCGUAAUUCCACUAUCCAUCACUGUGGUGAAUACGUGGUUCAAGAAUAUGUUGAAGACGGGUUACGAGUUCACAGCCUUAUGUACCGCUAGAGGGAGGACUGCGUGUAUUGCUUCCGUGGAGACCCACCGGACGAUACUUGAAUGCAUUCAAAGUCAGCUGCCAUACGCCAUCCAGCUGUUCAGCGUGGAGCAGACACGAGAUCAUCUACCCGGUGUGGAGUCAUUUGUUAGCCAGGUAAUCAAAGCCACCUUCACUAAAGGCUACACGGGUGCUAUUUUCAUCAAAGGAUUUUACAAGGACCACAACGACAUUUUCUUCCUUGGUUUCGGGCUUGAGCCGGAGUCGGAAACGCUCCGCACAUUGAUGUCCAUAUCACGGUCGCUGACGCCAUGGGAGACGAUGGUAAUCGAGAGCCACUAUGACACUAAUGAUAGCUUA